AUGGCCAGAUUUCUCAAAAAAAAAAACCUAUUUGGCGGUCGCCGCCAACGAGUUUCGAUUCUCGCGGCGGCGGCGACUCGUGACGAGCCGACUUGCCGGGGGCGAUCCGGCGAGGUGAGCGCCAACCACGCCCGCCACCUACUCGACAGAAUGCCUCCUAGCAGGAAGAAGCGCAAGAGUGCGCCGCCGGUGACCGCCACCGACCACAUCAGCGCCCUCCCCGACCAUAUGCUCCACCAUUUGCUCUCCUUCCUCCCAGUGCAGGCUGCCGUGUGCACGUGCGUGCUCGGCCGGCGCUGGCGCCACCUCUGGAGGUCCACCACAGGCCUGCGCAUCGUCCGCCUUGACGACGAUGAUGUCUUUGAAGUCAAAGACCUCCGGAAGUUCAUGGACCAUCUGAUAGCCCUGCGUGAGCGCACCCAGCUGGACACUGUUGAGAUCAAAUUCGAUCAAUUCGACAGUGAUGAUGUGCCCUAUGUGAACCUAUGGACCCGUUUUGCCGUGAUGUGGAAAGUUCAGGCGCUCACCCUUCAUAUCCUCGAGGAUGGUUACCUCCACCUAGACAACCUGCACCUUGUCUCUCAGCAUCUGGUAACAUUGGACCUUCAUUCUGUAGCCCUACAAAAGGCCUUUCUUGAUUUUGCUAGCUGUCCAGCAUUGAAGGAACUGAAAAUGAAUGAUUGCGAAAUCAAUGCUGAUAGGAUAUCAUCCCGUUCCCUAAAGCAUUUGAGCAUCACUUUUUGCCGCUCUGACUCAGAUUGCCGGGUCCGUAUUUCUGCUCCGGGCCUUGUCUCUCUAAAACUAGAAGGCUUUCAUGGUAUGACUCCUUUGCUUGAAGACAUGGCAUUGCUAGAAGCCGCAUGUGUUAAUCUUGGCAAUAGAUGCAAAGAUGUCUGUUUGAAUUAUGACUCUGGUGUUUUCUGUGGAGCUAAUGAUAAUACAUGUAAGAAUUGUGUUCCUAUUAGUGACGACGGCAGCAGCAAUUGUGUGCUUCUGGGUGGUAUCUCAAGUGCUAAACACCUCAAGUUGAUGUCUGAAAUAGGAAAGUUCAUUUUCGCAAGAGAUCUGAAACACUGCCCUGCAUUUAGUAAGUUAAAGACAUUAGUACUCAGUGAGUAUUGGUGUGAGGCUCCUUACUUGGAUCCACUAGCAUGCAUUCUGAAAAACUCGCCAGUUCUAGAGAAGCUCACUCUUCAACUAUUUUCUGAGGGACCAAAUCAUGAAGUGGAAAUGGAAGGAAGCUACUGUUGCAUGGAGAGACCGUCUGCAAUAUCAGAGCACCUUAACAUAGUUGAAGUCAAAUGUAAUGUGGUGGACAAGAGGAUUCUCAAAAUUUUGAGGUUCCUGUGUGCAUUUAACAUACGAUUCAAUUUCUAG
This is a messenger RNA of Triticum turgidum subsp. durum (durum wheat), 1377 nucleotides long. NCBI's taxonomy places the organism in Eukaryota, Viridiplantae, Streptophyta, Magnoliopsida, Poales, Poaceae. The record is from the annotation of a GenBank genome assembly.